GAAGCUGGUCACAGAUCCAGUGCAACGCCCCGCCUGGGAGCCAGCAGACUUUGAAAUCUGUCGCUGUAAAAUGAAAGUAAAAGGAGGAGGAAAUUUAGAAUGAAAGAAGUGAGAUUGUAGGAAGCUAUUCGUCACUUUCAAGAAGACGCGGUGGUGUUAUGAAUGAAGUCUCAGAAUGAAUUUGCAUGUUUCUGAAGAUCACAGUGCUGUCAAGAAGUCUUGUGUAUUUGAGCCAUACAGGAAGCAUAAAAACAUAGGCAAAUGUCUAAUAAUCAGUAAUGAGCACUUCCCUGACUCACCACACUUGCAAAGGAAGGGCUGUUCAGUAGAUGAACGCUUACUGUCGAGCACGUUCAAGUCCCUCGGGUUUCAAGUACAGGUGGAGAAGAACCUGUCGGCAAAUGAAAUGAUUAGUGUGCUGAGAAAAGUAUCCAAGGAGAACCACGCAGACAAUUCCUGCUUUGUGUGUGUACUGAUGAGCCACGGAGAGGAAGGAACAAUCCUUGGAUCGGAUGAGUGCUGGAUCCAUGUCAAAACUCUGACCUCUCUCGUGACUUCUGACCUCUGCCCUAGUCUGCGGGACAAGCCGAAACUUUUCUUCCUACAGGCCUGCAGGGGACUGGAAUUUGACCAUGGUGUCGAGGCAGACAGUGAAAAAGCACCGGGCGAAUAUUUGGGAAUAUCGGACGUUCCCGAGGCGGAUUUUCUCUGCUGUUAUUCCACAGUGGAAGGGUACUACUCGUGGAGAAAUCCAGAAACAGGCUCUGUAUUUAUCGGUGAACUUUGCAAGAUGUUAAAGGACGGUCAUCUAGAGAUUAUUCAGAUUCUCACAAGAGUAAAUCAUCGUGUGGCUUUUCACUUCCAGUCUCACACCACAGACCCGGAUACACACAGAAAGAGACAAAUGCCGUGCUUUGCCUCCAGACUGACCAAGGAUUUUUAUCUUCAUGUGGCAGAGGAGAAAAAGAAAUAAUAUAAAUUAAAAAACAAUAAUUUUCAAUCACUGGGAGAAAGUCAGUGAUGUGGUUUGCAAGGAGAGGGAGCAAUUUAUUAAUAUGUUAGUUCUCAUAUGCAAAUACACUUCAUUAUUAAAUAUAUGUUAAUCAAAUGAUGUAUAAGAUGGCAUAUCUGAAGAACAGUCUAAGCGCAUUGAAUUAAAUACUUCAGGAACUUUAUUCAUUUGUUUGUUUUUUCUCUUUUUUCUUUCCAAAUAAAAAUGG
Molecule: messenger RNA, 1220 nt
Organism: Rhinichthys klamathensis goyatoka
Lineage: Eukaryota; Metazoa; Chordata; Actinopteri; Cypriniformes; Leuciscidae
Gene: casp21
Product: caspase 21, apoptosis-related cysteine peptidase
Exons: 6
Coding region: 176-973 (265 amino acids)
Biological process (GO): proteolysis
Molecular function (GO): cysteine-type endopeptidase activity
Source: RefSeq, a predicted model, not a curated record